AUGUAUCUUCAGCUCCAAAACAAGGCGUGGUUGUGCGGUUUGCACCUGAAGACAUGCCUCAGCGACUGGGACAUGAACGAGGAGAUGAAGCUGGCCACCACAACUGACCAGUUCUUUCAAGAUGAGAAGCUGAGUGACCAGUACCUAGUGCGAUGGCACUAUGCGCGCUACUCAAGGCGCAGCUCAUUGGGGAUGGAGGAAACGUAUUAUUUCUGUCCCCCCUCCCCUCCCCUUACAGGAUCGAACUUCCAGCCUAGUCUCUGGUUGAUGGUUAACCCUGGGCUGGCCUGUCCCAUCAAGUACCCAGAGGUGGAGCAGCCCAAGCCCCAACCUGCCCCCCCGCUGAUGGAACCGAAACACUCACCCCUGCCCCCUGCCCCUUCUCCCCAGUCAACUAGAGAGGAUCUGAGCCUGGACGAGUCCCUGCUCUGCACGUCUUCAUCCAGCGAGUGCAUGGUGUGCAUUGUCUCUUGA
Molecule: messenger RNA, 474 nt
Organism: Polyodon spathula (Mississippi paddlefish)
Lineage: Eukaryota; Metazoa; Chordata; Actinopteri; Acipenseriformes; Polyodontidae
Product: forkhead box protein N5-like
Exons: 3
Coding region: 1-474 (157 amino acids)
Cellular component (GO): nucleus
Molecular function (GO): sequence-specific double-stranded DNA binding
Source: RefSeq, a predicted model, not a curated record